This is a messenger RNA of Arachis duranensis, 2217 nucleotides long. RefSeq names its product threonine--tRNA ligase, chloroplastic/mitochondrial 2. Gene Ontology annotation, biological process: threonyl-tRNA aminoacylation. The record is from RefSeq and is a predicted model, not a curated record. Gene Ontology annotation, cellular component: cytoplasm; mitochondrion; chloroplast stroma. NCBI's taxonomy places the organism in Eukaryota, Viridiplantae, Streptophyta, Magnoliopsida, Fabales, Fabaceae. Gene Ontology annotation, molecular function: ATP binding; threonine-tRNA ligase activity.
CGACGCAUAAAACAUAACAAAUUCACAGUAGUUACACUACACAUAGAGAUAUUAAGAUAUGCUUAGGUCUUUUUUGGUUCGUUCACCCAAAAUGGCUGCUCCCUUUGCCAUUUCCCCUCUUCCAUCCUCUACGCCUUUCCCUUUCCAUUUCCAUAAACCACACUCAACGCCGCGCUUCGCUUCACUUCACGGUACCUUGUUCUCUCCAACCACUUCCAGCUCCAUCCUUAACCUCUACCGCGCCAAAAGACAAAAAUGCCCCUCAUUUAUCACUCUCGCCAUUGCCACCGAUUCCUCCAUCCACCAGAACCAGAACCAGAACCAGAGGGGGAGCGAGGACAAAAUUGUUCUUCCAACUAACGAAUCUUCUGAGACGCUUCUCAGGAUUCGCCACACGUGUGCACAUGUGAUGGCAAUGGCUGUUCAAAAACUAUUUCCUGAUGCAAAAGUCACAAUUGGGCCUUGGAUAGAAAAUGGGUUUUAUUAUGAUUUCGAUAUCGAGUCUUUGACUGAUAAUGAUUUGAAGAAAAUCAAGAAGGAGAUGGAUCGAAUAAUUGGCAGAAAUUUACCACUUGUAAGAGAAGAAGUUUCAAGAGAUGAAGCUCUCAGGAGAAUAAUGGCUCUGAAUGAACCUUACAAGAUAGAGAUUUUGGAAAGCAUUAAAGAAGAACCCAUCACGAUUUAUCAUAUUGGUGAGGAAUGGUGGGAUCUUUGUGCCGGACCUCAUGUUGAUUCUACUGGUAAAAUCAACAAGAAAGCGGUUGAACUUGAAUCUGUUGCUGGUGCUUACUGAGAUCUUGAUUUGUUUUCAAUUCAGGAUGAUGCUGGUGGGGGUUUAGUUUUCUGGCACCCAAAAGGCGCCAUUGUGAGGGACAUAAUUGAAGAUUUGUGGAAAAAAAUUCACAUGGAUCGUGAUUAUGAUCUUCUGUACACACCACAUGUGGCAAAAGCUGAACUCUGGAAGAUUAGUGGUCAUUUGGACUUCUACAAGGAGAGUAUGUAUGAUCAGAUGAGCAUUGAAGAUGAGAUCUAUCAGCUUCGACCAAUGAACUGUCCUAAUCAUAUUUUGGUAUACAAAAGGAAGCUGAAUUCCUAUCGAGAUUUUCCUAUUAGGGUGGCAGAAUUGGGAACCGUUUAUAGAUAUGAGUUAUCUGGAAGUUUACAUGGGCUUUUCCGGGUCAGAGGUUUCACUCAGGAUGAUGCACACAUCUUUUGUUUGGAGGAUCAGAUUAAAGAUGAGAUAAGGGGUGUCUUAGAUCUCACUGAAGAAAUACUGCUGAAAUUUGGUUUUGACAAGUAUGAAGUAAAUUUGUCUACAAGGCCUGAAAAAGCUGUUGGGGAUGAUAAUAUAUGGGAGAAAGCUACCUCUGCUUUGAAAGAUGCUUUGGAUGAUAAAGGUUGGACAUAUCAAAUUGAUGAAGGGGGAGGUGCCUUUUAUGGGCCAAAGAUUGAUCUCAAGAUUGAGGAUGCUCUUGGUAGGAAGUGGCAAUGUUCAACCAUACAGGUUGAUUUUAAUUUACCACAGCGUUUCGACAUCACGUAUGUUGACUCGGAUGGUGAAAGCAAGAGACCUAUAUUGAUCCAUAGAGCAGUGCUUGGAUCCUUGGAAAGAUUCUUUGGUGUUCUCAUAGAGCAUUAUGCUGGUGAUUUUCCAUUGUGGCUUUCUCCAAUACAAGUUCGGGUGUUACCUGUUACUGAUGCCCAGCUUGAGUAUUGCAAUGAUGUGAUCAAUAACCUGAAAAAGAAAGGCAUCCGUGCUCAAGUGUGCCAUGGAGAACGCCUGGCAAAGCUCAUAAGAAAUGCAGAGAAGCAGAAAAUUCCAUUGAUGGCUGUUGUUGGCGCAAAGGAAGUUGAAACAAAAUCAGUUACAGUUAGAUCUAGAUUCGGUGGGGAGCUUGGAACCAUGUCAGUUGAUGAUUUGAUUAGCAGAAUAAAUUUGACAACAGAAAACCCAUCCUCAAUUCAUCAUUUUGAUAUUUCAAAUUAAGCAAGGUCGUGGGCCUACUACCAUCCGAAACAUCAUGCUUUGUAAUUGUAUAUUUUACAACAUCAAGUUAGCAUGGGCUCAACUAAUAACGUGAUAGAUUCUGGAAUAGCUGCAGACGCAAUAAAUCGAUUUAGCUCGAGAAUUGAUAUUUGGGUACAAGUUCUGUGUUUUAUUUUUUAUGCUUUGGUAUUUUUCUUAUUUAUGCAAAGAAGAGAGUAAACAUUUUAUUU